This is a messenger RNA of Gigantopelta aegis, 1252 nucleotides long. Its product is annotated as cofilin-like. Gene Ontology annotation, cellular component: actin cortical patch; actin cytoskeleton; cytoplasm. The record is from RefSeq and is a predicted model, not a curated record. The coding region runs from base 52 to 573 and encodes 173 amino acids. Gene Ontology annotation, biological process: actin filament severing; cell motility; actin filament depolymerization. The transcript has 2 exons. NCBI's taxonomy places the organism in Eukaryota, Metazoa, Mollusca, Gastropoda, Neomphalida, Peltospiridae. Gene Ontology annotation, molecular function: actin filament binding.
GCGGCGGAUUCGACCUCAUUUCACGUUCUCCUUUUGCUCAAGCAAGUCGAAAUGGCGUCUGGUAUUUCUGUUCAGCAAGAUUGUGUCGAUUGUUAUUCGGAACAGAAAAAGGGUCACGAGUACCGAAUUGUGACUUACAUGAUAAAUCCAGAAAAAACAGGCAUUGUUGUUUGUCAGAAAUAUCCAAAACAAAUGGAAACGGAAGAAUGUCUGAAGAAGACGAGGUCGUCACAGAAAGCGGGUUGCGACACGGCUGAAAUGAGAGCACAGUUCGAAGCUUAUCAAAAAAAGGAAUGGGAAUCUUUAGUAUCUGAUGAGGCGAAUUUCCCACCAAAAGACUCUAGGUGGAUUACAGCAGACCUGUCGUAUGUUGGGAAAGGAAACACAUACAAUGACAAGGUUGUGCUCAUUGCAUGGUGUCCUGAUGAUGCUAGUAUCGGUAGAAAGAUGAUUGCGGCAAGUAGCAUAGAUGCUUUCAAGAAAAAGUUGAGCAUCUCAGCAGCACAUAUACAAGCAAAUGACUAUGAUGAUAUAAAAUACGAGAACGUCAUAGCGUUCCUGGAAGCCCAUUAAGCUACAUCUUGUGAAAUAAACUUUUCAGUGCCGACUUUGAAAUAACUAACCUACAAGUUUGAUAAUGAAGAAUGAAAAAUUGUGUACAGCUUAAAGAACAAAAAUCUUCAAAUGUUGAAUUUUGUAAAAUUCUCUACUGACUAAAAUUAAAAAAACAACACAUCUUGUAUUAACUAUGGUUUGUGUUGGAUUUGGUGUCGUUUAUCACCGUGUUCUUCACAAGAAUGUAAUUUGGGCCGUUUUAUGGUUCAUUAUUGAUGAUCCAUGUAAAUUACAGAUUAUAAAAAGUUUAAAAAACAUACUGUACAUUGUAAUGCUUGUAUAUGUUUCAUAUUACACCUUGAAUAACUUAUGUAUGCACCCAAACAUGGAAUAGUUAGGUGUUUUUUUAGUUUAUUAUUAUUUAAAAAAAAAAUUAAAUCCUAUAUUUUAAAACCUAAGUCUAGUUACCUUCAUUUACAUUAAAAAAAACUAUAGCUGAUUUUGCAUUACAGUACUUAAGCAUAUAGUAAUUACUAUUGGUGUGAACAUAAUUGCUUUCUAGUGUAACUCACAUAUACAUCACUGACAGUUAUUAGUAAACAAACUUGAUUCUAGACUGUUAUCCACUGGACUAUAUUCAGUUUCUUCCCAUCGAUAUAAAUCGUCAUUUGUUUGACAUUAAAGUUAUUAAUGCUCA